This is a messenger RNA of Trachymyrmex septentrionalis, 2525 nucleotides long. It is a transcript of the gene Nct, whose product is annotated as nicastrin. The transcript is spliced from 9 exons. Lineage: Eukaryota; Metazoa; Arthropoda; Insecta; Hymenoptera; Formicidae. Gene Ontology annotation, cellular component: membrane. Bases 206 to 2131 code for a protein of 641 amino acids. The record is from RefSeq and is a predicted model, not a curated record. Gene Ontology annotation, biological process: protein processing; Notch receptor processing.
AAGCGAUAAAGCAGUUUAGUUUUUUGCGAACGCUAUAUGCGAAAAAGAAUCUAAUAAACAAUUCUAACCAAAGUGAAUUCAUCAUGGCUUAUGUGAUGUAUCGUUAUUAAUUUUCAUAUUUCGUGUUCGAGAUGUGUUGUAAUAGUACUAAGUAAUAUCUCAAAAAUUAUAACCGAUUAUAAAAUUGAAGUGCAAGCGACAAAAUAUGACAGUAGAAAUGUGGAAGUAUAUUUUGGUAGUUGUUAUCAUAAAUUCAGUGACCUCUGAAAGAAUAAAGGACAUGAUAUAUAUGCCCUUCGACGGUGUAGCUGCAUGUUUCCGAAGACACAAUGGUACACAUCAGUUCGGAUGUUCCUCUAGUAGAUCGGGAAGUGUAGGCGUAGUACAUUUGGUGGAGGUAGAGAGUGAUAUUGCUUGGUUAGAAAAGAACGCUACUGCCGGUCCAUAUACUGUGGUCCUUUCAUUUGAGAUGUUCAACAGAACUACGCUUCUGAGAUUAAAAGAUACAAACAACAUAAAUGGAGUGCUGCUGACAAAAAAUAUCAGUCAUGAACGACCGUUACAUUAUUCACCUGAGGAUGAGUGUCCCAAUCGAUACUCUGGUUAUAAGAAAUGUAAUAACAUAGAGCCAUGGAAUCCUUUCGGAACUGCAAUACUCAUGGAAGAUUGGCCAUUUCCUAUGUUUUACACAGAGAAUCAGACAGCCUUGGAGGCUAUAAAAUCUUGUUUCUGGACGCACAAUGCGCACGAUCUUGAAAUGCAAUAUCAGAGGUCUCUUUGCGCGAUAGAAAUGAAGUCGUUCAUGUACGCUGCCAUUAACUCGGAAUCUUGUAUAAAGCGUACAGAUUUAAUGUUGAAUUUCAAUCCAACGCAGUUUUGCGAUCCGCUUGGAGAUAGAAACAUACACUGGCCCUUAGCGCCUCUCGAUGAGAGUAAUAAUACAGUGAUAAUGGUAACGGCACGAUUGGAUGCGUCUUCUUUAUUCGAUGGCGUGUCGCCCGGUGCGGGUAACGUCGUAACAGGACUGGUUACUUUACUUGCUACUGCGUACUAUCUAAAUUCCUUAAAUGCCACCGUCGACAAGACGAACGUUGUAUUUUCUCUGCUGAAUGGAGAGGCAUUCGAUUAUAUAGGAUCCAGUCGUAUGAUAUACGACUUAAAACAUAACAAUUUUAACGCCCUUGGUGGAAUCAAUUUGAAAUUCGACGAUAUCCUGAGUGUGGUCGAGUUUGGUCAGUUGGGUCUGGGAAAGAUAUUUCUUCACAGUAACGGCGAAGACGAUAUGAUAAUCCGUCUAAGUAAAACAUUGAAGGCGAAGAUUAAAUAUGGUAGUGUCCCACCUACGUCCGUGCAAAGUUUUCUGGAGGCAAAACCCAAUCUAACGACCGUCGUUAUAAGCAAUCACGAGGAACAAUUUAAGAACCGAUAUUAUAAUGGCAUCUUGGAUGAUGCGGAGAGUCUCGGUUUUGAUAAAAACGAUACUAGCACGCUUGCAUCAGAUUUAGCGAAAAUUGCUCUUCAGGUUGCUAAUGAGCUUUAUUGGGAGGUGACGGGCGAGGCGCCGCAGCCUGUCGAUCUGCCGGUACGGAGAUCUAUGGAGAAUCUUGUCUCGGAAAUGCUACAUUGCUAUCUGGAAAGCGCGAAGUGUAAUCUGUUCCGUGCGGCUUCGUCGCCUAACACUAAAUUGAUCGAUCAGGUUUUGCCGUUGUACGUCGGGGUGCACCGAGCGCUCAACAUCGCGACGACUUUGACGGGCCAGCUUUUAGCAUAUCUGACCGGCGAAAAGCUCUACGAGAUGAACGAAUCAAUGUGCUACGAAAAUCGACUCGCCUGGAUGAGCGGUCAAAACUUCACGGGCUUAUGUAUCAAUUCAACUGUCAAUUACAGUACAGCCGUGAGUCCGGCGUUUAUUAUCGAGGGAUACGAUAUGAAAUCAGGUGUCUACUCAACUUGGACAGAGUCCAUAUGGCAAACGUUAAGCGUUAGAAUGUUUCUCAAACCAGCAGCAGCGACGGAACGUUUCAAUCUGAUUCUGGGUAGCUUGGUCACCGGUUUCUCAUUCGUAUUAGUAUGGUUUAUUAAUAAUAGAGCUAAUGUACUAUUUAAUUCGAGGAGAACUGUUGAUUGCUAGGGAUACGCUGCGGACCACAUAUCAAUGACCAGGUUAGAUAAUCAUCAAGAAGAUCGAGAUGUUCCAAUAACUAGCCUUUAACCUUGUAUGUGUGGUACGCUCUCGGAAGAUUUUUAUAGUUCGAAAACUAUCUGGAUAUAUGUCACAUUAUCAUUCUUAUAAUUUUUAUCUUUUAUUUAUCAUCACUUCAUCCGCAGUGUUCAAUUGAAAAAAAUCACGGAUGCAUCUUUGAUACUCAAUGUAAACAGUAAAGUGAAUCUUUCUUCUACCUUUUUUUUUAACAAUAUCUAUAUUAUAAAUUAUUUAUGAAGUUACAUAUAUGAGAAAAGACAUUAGACGAUUGAACGGGUAACUCGACAAAAUUAACGGUUUUGUAUUGUGUACGCGUGUAUAU